GGUUGACGACAGAGUCGAUCUUGCGCAAGCCGCCCCACGCCAUGCCCCGGGACCGCCUGUCGAGCGACCUCUCGUCCGGUCCAUCGCGCUCGCGCAGCAACGCGCGGACGUCGAACCCAUCGGUGGCCCAUGACAUGAUCCCGCUGCCAGCGUCGCUGCGGUCCGGGCCCUCGGCGUCGCUGCUGUGCCCGCCCAUUGACGAGCUGCCGACCGAUGGCAUGAUCCACGCCGAAGACAUCUUCCGCGAGUCGUUCGAGAGCUACACGAGCGACUACGACACGAACGGCUGGGAGUUCUCGUCAUCGCGGUCGCUCACGGACUUUGCCAUGUCGUCACGGUCGAUGCACGACUUUGGCGCCUCGUCGCGAUCGCUCCUGGACUUUGCCGCGUCGUCGCGGUCGCUCCACGAGUUUGCCACGUCGCGCUCGACGCUGACCAACCGCAUGUACCGUGCGUCCAACUCGGCGCGCGAAAGCAUGAUGCUUGAAGAGAUCUCCGAGACGGACCUCUCGGCCGUGCUCGACGAAGAAGACGAAGAGACCAUCAUGCACGAGAAGCGGUCCAACUCGAUCAUGUCGGAAGACAACGAGUUCAAGCAGCGACAGGCCAAGUCCCGCUGGGCGCAGCAAGUCAAGCUCAAGGCGACGCGGUUCCUCGAAGCCUCCAAGGCGCAGCUCGCCGCGAACCACUCGAGUUCGUUCAAGAAGGGGUCGUCCCUCGAUGCAGCGAUUGCAGCGGCGGCCGGGCACCCCGAAGGCUCGACGCUGCAGAAAUGGAACCGAUGGCUCUACGACCACUACAGCACCAACGUCAAGAGCGUGCCCACGUCGUGGGGCAAGGUGCUGCAGCUGCCCAACACGAUUGCCAAGUGGAAUCGUGAGGACCCGCAAACGUCCCACCCGAUCGAGCCACUGAGUCUUGUCGCGCUCGAAGAGGUCGUCAACACACCCAAGAUGAUGCGCUACUACGCUUCGUGGCUCAAGACCGAGCAAGACCAGUGCAAGCUCUUCUUCCUCUGCAGCCUUGACGAGUACCGUGUGUUUUGGCGCAUGGUGGUGCAGCGACCCGACAUGACCGCAUCGUCCAAGUCGCUCCUCGCGAUGAGCGACGAGAACAAGAGCCUGCUCCAGACGUACGGCCAGAAGCUCUUGCUCAAGUACGUCACGGCCGGCUCGCAGUUCUACGUCGGUGACGACAUGGUCGUCCACCUCCCAACUGUCCAAGCCGACAUUCACAACGGCGGCGAGGCGGCGCUGCAUGCGUUCGACCAGAUCGCACGCAACGUCAAGCAGCAUUUGAUGCUGACGUUUCCGUCGUUCCGGACCACCGACCUGUACGCCGACAUGCUCGCGAGCGUCGAGCGCACGCUCCUGCCGCUCGACGCGAUUCUGCUCAACCGGCUGCUGUGCAACUUUUUCUGGCUCUUCCUCUUCCAGCACCAGUACCACAAUGAAGUCGCCUUGUACAUGGAGAUCCAGUACGACUUCAAGCGGCUCUACCGACAGUACGCCGACUCGAAGCUGCCGCGCAAGACGCGCAUGCAGCUCGGGUCGGACGCGGUCGCGAUGCUGCAGUACAUUCGGCAAAAGUACUUUGACGGCAACGACGACUUUACCGAUUUGGAAGCGUCCGUCUCGGCGGCCCAUACGCGGCUCCACAAGGAACAAGAAGCCAUUUUUGAAAAGCUCGAGGAAAACUACGAAGAACUCUACUUUCGGUUUAUCGCGAGCCCAGCGUACGCGGAAUUUGCCUUGUACCCGCGCAGCAACUCGGACGACAGCGUGCAUCGGCUCUCGGAGCUCCUCUUGCACUACGGUCUCCGCGCUCACCCGCCCGUGAUGGCGCCCGAGCGGCCGCGCCCGUCGCUGCUCGAGAUGCCAAAGUCGUGGGUCUACUCGAUCGUGAGCUUCGAGUCGGUCUUCCGCGCCGACGGCCACACGUUUGAGCUGCAGUGGAUCUCGUACGACGAGCACAUGGACCUCGACCAGACGAUCGAGUCGUUCCUCGUGCCAUGGUGCAAGGACGCGAGUCAGUGCGUCAUGCUCAGUCACGCGACGCCCGACCCAAUCGCGUUCAACACGCGCGCGCUCACGGGCGAAACAGAGCUCUUUGGCGCAGUCCUCACGCUCUUCAAGCCGUUCCGCGACGAUGCGAAGGGCGCAUCGUACUACAUUCCCUUUGGUGUCGCCGUCUUCUCAAUGUUCCCGCUCUUUGACACUCUCCGCGAUCGACUCGGAGAAGCGUACAAGAGCCUUGCGCCGUCGACGUCGACGUCGUCGUUUCACUUGGACGAAGCGGUUGUCUCGGCCAUCUCGCGGCCGGUCGUCGACGUCCUCCCGUCGUUCGUCGCCUCGCUGCCGCCGCUUGGCUUUUCCCUGCACCUCCUCUUUGACACGCUCGACGUGUCGAACGUGCUCACAGUCUUUACGGCCGUCCUCCUCGAGUGUCGGGUGCUGCUCAUCUCGUCGCAGUACACAGUGCUGGCGCUCGUGGCCGAGACGCUCCGGACGCUGAUUGCACCGCUCAACUGGCCGCACGUGUACGUGCCCGUGCUCCCCGGCCGCAUGCUCGACUACCUCCAGUGCCCGACGCCGUUUCUCUUUGGCGUGCAGAAGGACCUCCUCGACGCCAGCCUCCUCAGCGAGCUCGGCGACGAAGUGCUCUGCGUCGAUCUCGACACGAGCAUGGUCGUGCAAGGCGAGAUUCCGGUCGGGCUUCCAACGCCAGUGUGGAAACGCCUUCACUCGACGCUCCGGAGCUGCCUCAAGGCCCACGUGACGCAGAGCGACCAUGUGUUUGGAAGCUCAUUCCCGCGCCAAGUGGCGCCGUUUCCCGACGUGCGCAUCCGCCUCGCGUUCAAAGAGGCGGUCGAGAUGCUCAUCGGGACGGGCGACAACGACGAGGGCGCCGACGUGCAUUUUGGCCGGUUCCGCUACCUCUGGGACGACCAGUACCAGGAAAAGGUCGUCUUCUUCGACGAGGCUGGGUACCUCGCGCUCUCGCCGCUCGCCAUGCGGCCGUUCCGGACGUCGUUCAUCUCGACGCAGGCGUUCUCCGAGUACGUUGUUGUCCGCAACGGCUUUCGUGACAAGCAGCGAUGAGAUGGCAAUGCAAUCGUCUUCUUCUUCGUCGCA
Messenger RNA from Saprolegnia diclina VS20, 3134 nucleotides. RefSeq lists its product as hypothetical. NCBI's taxonomy places the organism in Eukaryota, Oomycota, Saprolegniomycetes, Saprolegniales, Saprolegniaceae. Gene Ontology annotation, biological process: regulation of Rab protein signal transduction. The record is from RefSeq and is a predicted model, not a curated record. Gene Ontology annotation, cellular component: cytoplasmic vesicle. The transcript is spliced from 9 exons. Bases 42 to 3101 code for a protein of 1019 amino acids.